AUGCUAAAUUCUCAAAAUACAAAUGGGGAAAUAAAUAGUCAGAAUAAUAAUAAUAAUAAUUAUAAUAAUGGUUAUAAUGAAGAAUCAACCAAACUUACUAACGAAAAUCAAAAUAAACCUACAACAUCAAACACAAUGAAUUCAACGACCAAUGAAGAACAAAAAAGCAAGAAAAAGAGAGGUAAAUUUAAAAAUAAACUGUAUAAAAGAUCCCACAAAUUACAUCAACAAAUAAAUCAACCCCAGAUUAAUAAUAAUACUACUUCCUCAAAAGCACUACCUACACAAGAACAACAAAUUGAAAGUAAUAAAACUGAGCAAUCUGUACAGAUUGAUCCUAUAAUCAGUCAACAAGCUACAACCACAACAGAAUCACCUCAUUCUCCUAAUGUUUCAACUCAAACUCAAACUCAAUCACAAUCCAAAAAACCAACCAUAACUCCUCAAUUGGAACAACCUCCAAUAUUUCGUGAAUCAUCCAAUGAUAAUAAUCAUCAAAUUUAUAAAUCACCAAGAAAAGAAGCAUUAAUGAGACAUAAACAAAAUAAUGGUCAUAAUGAUACAAAAUUAAAUCAUUCAAAUCUAAGAGAUAAUUUAAAAUCUAAAAAAGAUUCACAACAAUCACCAAAUACUCGCGCAACAAGUACAACUACAAAUGAAAUUAAUCAAGAUCAACAACCUAUAAAUUUACAAUUGGAUGAAAAAGUAACAUUAUUCAAAUAUAAAUCAUCCAAAAUUUUACAAUUAAAUCAUAAAAAUGACGUCAAUGGUUCUUUAUUAGCUCAUGGGGAAUUUGAAAUUUUUCAAUUACAUAAUGGAGAUAUUACUUAUUUAUCAUGUGGUGGUAAACUGUUUAUAUAUCCAUUAUUACCUAAAAUUAAAAUACUAAGAAUUGCAUUUAAUACAUUUUUAAUACAGCUCAUCAACCCAAAAAGGUAUUGGAAAAUUUUUAUAAAUAGUGAUGAAAAAAAUGUUAUUGAAAUAUUACAGGGAACUUUGGAAAGAAAUGUAAAAUAUGAAAAUGAAUAUAAAUUUGAAAAUACUUUAAUUAAUGGAAAUAGUAGUGGUAAUGAUUUAAUUGAUGAUGAAGCAAUUCAAACCUACGUCAGAGAUGAACAUAAACAAAUAGAAGAAGAAGAAGAGGAAGAGGAGGAAGAACAGCUGAUUUUUAAACAAUUAGAUAUGAAACCAAAAGAAUUAAUGGAAGAUAGUCCAAAAACUUUGAAUUUUAUAUCAUCAUCAUCGGCAAAUAAUAUUAUUGAUAAUAUUAUACCAGAAUCACCACCUUCUGCACCAAUCUCACCAACUCAAGAUGUCAUAAAAAAUUUCGAAUUAAACACACCAGUUAAAAUUCACCAACAACAACAACAACAACAACAGCAACAAAAUCAUAAUCUUCAUCCUUAUUAUGCUCCAACAUCUUUUAGUCAACCAGCCUCGAAUAAAGUUAAAAAACAGUCGUCACUACAAUCAUUGAACACAAACAUCGCAUGUUUUGAUAUGAGUCCUAAAAAGAUUAAACAACCAGUUCCCAAAAAAUCAGCACAAGUUCAUCAUCUACAAAAUCCAUAUCAAGGACGUAAUAUUAUAAAUUCAAAUCAAUAUAAUCACAACGGUCAUCACAAUCACAAUCAUCAUCAUCUUAAUAACAAUUUUAUACCAAUUGAUGAAAAAUCAGAAAGUUCAAUGGAUUCAUUACUAGAUGAAUUUGAAAAAACUUUGACAAAAUCAGUAAAACAAAAUAAAUUAGGUGGUGCGACAUCAACAAUUUAUUCAAAACCUCGAUCAAUUCAACAUUCAAUUACAUCUCAUCAUAAUCCAAUACCAUUAUAUUCAAGAGGUAAAUAUUUUGAUGCCAAUAUAGAAAAAGAUGAAGAAUUUGAUCCACAAAUUAAUUCUUUAAAAGAAAAUGAUGAAUUAGGUGAAUUUCCAACUUUAAAUAAUGAAUUUAAUAAAUCACAUACUUAUCAAUAUCAUCAAAAUGAUGGAUUACAUUCAAUAAGAAGUAGAAGAUCAUCAAGAAGUGACUUAUAUACUAAUGAAAGUGGAUGGAUGGAACCAAAUAUAAAAUCAAAUUUAAUUUUAAAUAAUUCUAUAAAUGGUAAUCAACAACAACAUCAACAACAACAAACUUCAAUAAAUGGUAGUGGUAGUAUCAACAAUAUUAAAUCAAAAUUACCAAAAUCAAGAUCAAAUCAAUCAAUAAGUAGUUCAAUUUCAAAUUCUCAAUAUUAUAAUUUAAGUAAUAUUUAUAAAUCUGUAAUUGGUCAAAAAUUACAUAAUAAUAAUUACCUAAAUAAUAAUAAUAAUAAUAAUAUUAAUAUUAUGGAUCAUCAUUCAGUUUCAUCAGUUAGAUCAAUGUCAAGAUUACCACCAAGAACUACAUCCAAACAACCAAUAGAUUUAAGAAGACAAAGUUCAUAUUUAAAUUCAAAUCUAAAUUCCACUAAAACUCCCAAGAAUCAUAAUGUUAGCGGCAAACAAUCGCUAAAUUCUACAAAACCAAAUAAUAAUAAUCAAAAUUUAAAUUCAAAAGAAAUUUAUCAAUUAUUAAGUUCUUCAUCAACUAAAGAUUUGAAAUCUCAACAAACUAAUAAUCAAUCAUAUCAAAAACAACAAAAAUCAAUACCUAGAAGUACAAGUUUUACAUCAAGAUUAUUUGGUUGGUAA
Messenger RNA from Lodderomyces jiufengensis, 2670 nucleotides. RefSeq lists its product as uncharacterized. NCBI's taxonomy places the organism in Eukaryota, Fungi, Ascomycota, Pichiomycetes, Serinales, Debaryomycetaceae. The record is from RefSeq and is a predicted model, not a curated record. The transcript has a single exon. Bases 1 to 2670 code for a protein of 889 amino acids.